GUAAAGGUUUUUCAUGGAUGGAGUCAGUUUGCAUCGAGAAGAGUGAAGUUAGAAGAGCAGUGCUUUAAACUGGAUUUAUUUUAAUGUUUUUACAGUCGUGUCGAAGACUGGAAUGCAUUACGUUUAAUACGUGCACGGUGUGACUGUGAAAGGAUAAAGUGAUUUUUCUGGGAAAAGUCAAAGUGGAAUGUGUGUCAGCAUAGUUGAUCCCCUGCGUGCUUCUGUCUGAAGAGUUUGAGCAGGAGAAGAGCAGCAACCAUGGACAUAGAAGACUUUCCUCCCCCACCUCCUGAAAUGUUGGCAGACAGUGUCUCCUUUGCAGGUGAAGACAAGGGGGAGGUCUUUGACUUUGAUGAUGGCGGUGAUGAUGUUCCUGAGGCUAAUCACCCACUCACUGCACCUCCAGCUCCAUUAUUCCCCAGCUGCAUGGUUCAGAGCCAGGAAAACUUGGUAGCCACCACUUAUCCCCUGGGCCAUCUCCCCAGCCCAGACCCCCCAGCACCUUCCUCUCCAUCAUCAGCAAACACAGCAGUUGCUGCAAGCAGAUCCGUCGCAGCAGAUGGAGCAGCAAAAGGAGAGUGGGCAUCUGCUGCUCAGGGGAAUUUUGACACAGAGGCAGAUUUACCGCCACCUCCACCCCCACCCCUUCCUCUUAACACAGAAGCAGAUCCCAGAAACACAGGCACUGAAGACAAAGACCGAUCCAUCGAUGCCCAUCACUCUCCACAGGAUGUUCCUGGCACCUCCUCCCAGGGCAAAGUCAACCCUUACUCAGUGAUUGACAUCACUUCCCUGCAGCAGGCUGAGCUGCAGCAGCAUGGUCCCUCCUCCUGCACCUCCUCACCAAUGGAGCCCAUGAAACCAGAGGGGGAAGCUCUGGAUAUCCACACUGGCCCUGUUGGCAUCACUUCAGGAUACUCAGUCCCAGUACCCUGUGGCUAUGCAACGCCCUCGGGUGUACCGCUAAUCACGCCGGCUUACACCACACCCGUCAUCUUUCGACACCUUUCUGUGGAUGAGGAUGUGACUGUGGUCAGGACAGGCAGCACCCCUGUAGACAGCGUAGAGAAUCCACCACUUAGAGAAGAGGAUGUUUUGGCUAAAUGGGCGUCUGAUCCUGCCAACACUGCGUGGAUGGAAAAUCCAGAUGAGGUGAUUUAUGAUGACGUACCCAAAGAAAACUCUGACUACAACACAGAUCCAGAUGAGAUGAUCUAUGAUGAUGUGGAGCUUGGUGAGGAGGGUGGCUGCAACAGCUCCCUUGACACUGGCUGGAGCUCCAGCGAGUUUGAAAGCUAUGACGAGGCCAGCGAUGGGGAAAGUCACCCUGAGAACGGCUUGCCCCAUGCUUUCAUGAGAGGGAAGCUGCCCCAGAGGAAAACCCAUCUCUCUCAAGAUCUCUCUCACUUGAAAGAACACUAUGAAAAAAAGAUGAAAGAUCUAAUGGCAAAUACAUUGGGAACUGUUGAGCUGCAGCAGCUAAAACAGAAGCACGAGCAGAAGAUGCAAAAGCUGGUGAAAGCGGCUAAGGAAGGAACCAAAGAUGGCCUCGAAAAAACCAAAGCUGCAGUGAAGAAGGGACGCUCUUUCAUCAGAACCAAGUCAUUCUGUAAUGAGAGGAAGAUGGCCUAUUUUGAGGAUGAGGAGUCUGAACUCUUCAUCGAGGUGGACUGUUUUAAUGUUGAGCCAGUGCUGUGUCCAGCACCAGAGGGCUUAUCGCAACAACAGCUUGUGAGAAGAUGUAUAUUGAGAUCUAUACUGGAAAGUGAGAAGAACUAUCUUGAUGCAUUGAAGACGAUACUAGAGCAAUAUGAGAAGCCCCUGUCCCAGAUUGAGCCGAGGCUGCUGAGCGACAGAAAACUGAAAAUGGUCUUCUAUCGUGUGCGCGAGCUCCUGCAGUGCCACUUCCUGUUCCAGAUCGCCCUGGCGAGCCGUGUAGCAGAGUGGGACAGGCUAGAUAUGAUUGGGGAUGUCUUUGUGGCAUCGUUCUCAAAGUCCAUGGUGCUAGAUGCUUACAGUGAGUAUGUGAACAAUUUCAGUACGGCCAUGGCUGUGAUAAGGAAGACGUGCAUCUCCAAACCUGGCUUCCUGGAAUUCCUCAAGCAUCGUCAAGAGACCAGCAGUGACAGAAUGACUUUGUAUGGCCUGAUGAUGAAACCUAUCCAGAGAUUUCCACAAUUCAUUCUUCUUCUUCAGGACAUGCUGAAGAACACACCAGUGGGUCAUGCAGACCGUCUGCCACUGCAGAUGGCCCUCACUGAACUGGAGACACUGGCAGAGAAGCUCAACGAAAAGAAAAGGGAAGCUGACCAGCGCUGUGAGAUCCGUCACAUUGCAAAGGCCAUGAAUGAACGCUACCUCAACAAGCUUCUGAGCAAUGGCAGCCGCUACCUGAUCCGCUCAGAUGACAUGGUGGAGACGGUCUUCAAUGAACGUGGUGAAAUCAUCAAAACCAAGGAGCGACGCCUCUUCCUGCUCAAUGAUGUGCUCAUGUGUGCCACACCCAAUAUCCAAUGUCAUGAUGGCAGUGGGAGCGGCAGUGGCAACGCCCCACUUGACCAGAAGUUCCUUCUAAAGUGGAGCGUGCCUUUGAGCUUCGUGGAGGUGCUAGAGUUUGGAUCCAGUGAGGACGUGGCCAACAGCAGCCGCUACCAAGCACCCCAUUCUGGGGAGAAGGUGGUCAUCAACGCUAAACCAAACAAGCUGUACACAGGCCCCAGUCAGUUGUACCAAGAUCUGCAGAAUCUAAUCCACGACCUCAGCCUGGUCAACCAGAUCUCAAGCAUGAUAAACAGUCUCAAAGGAAACUACCAGAAUGUAAAUCCCACAGUGGCCCAGGACUGGGUAUCAGGUCUCCAGAGGCUGAUUCUGAAGAAGGAGGAGGAGAUCAGGGCAGCUGACCGGUGUAGGAUCCAACUCCAGCUGCCUGGCAAACAAGACAAGUCGGGUAAACCCACUUACUUCAGUGCAGUGUUCAAUACUCUCAGCCCAGCCAUCAAGCAGUCAUGGAUCAGUAACUUGCAGAUGGCUAAGCUGGCUCUAGAGGAGGACAAUCUGCAGGGCUGGUUCUUUGCAGAGGAUGAUGGGAAUCAGAUCAAAAAGCAGAAACACCCUCUCUUGCUUUGUCAAAUGCCUGUGGUCAUGUCAAAGCUGCAGGAGUUCCAGGUGGAGUGUGCUCUUCAUAACCCAGAGCCCCACAUCAACACAGAGAGCACAGCAGACUCUCCUGCCAUUGGCCAUGGAUGUGUCUGGGUUGCAAGUUGCACCGGCCAGAUGGGCCAGAUAGCCAUAGUGGCUAUGCAGAACUCCCGCCCUAAGGUGACUGAGUGUUUCAAUGUAGAGUCCCGUAUCUUCUGCAUGGCCUAUGUCCCAGCUGAGAAACCUCAGGAGAAUGGUGAGAAGGUCCCUGAAAACAACCCCGUUCCUCCAGGGAAGGCCAGUGAUACUCCCAGUGUCUGUCUGGGCAUGGAAGAGGGCAGCAUCAUUGUGUAUAAGAGCAGCCAGCGGUCCAAGAAAGUGCGUCUGCAGCAUUUCUUUACCCCAGACAAGUCCACCGUGACCAGCCUUGUCUAUAAGAAAUACUGUCUGUACACCGGCCUGGUCAGCGGCUCUGUGGCAAUCUACUCCAGGUCACAAGAUGGUUUGUGGAGCUGUGAUAAGCCCAAAGUGCUGAAGCUGGGAAUUCUCCCAGUCAAGGCAAUGUUGGCUGUGGAGGAGCACCUCUGGGCAUCAUCAGGUGGACAGGUCUUCAUCAUCAGCACCCACACACAUUCUGUGGAGAGGCAGCUGGAGGCUCACCAGGAAGAGGGCAUGGUGGUGUCCCACAUGGUGGUGGCUGGGGUGGGCAUCUGGAUCGCCUUCAGCUCUGGUUCCACACUCCGCCUUUUCCACACAGAGACCCUGGAGCACCUGCAAGACAUUAAUAUUGCUACACCUGUCCACAGUAUACUGGCUGGGAACCAGAGAGUGUCAGUGAGCAGUCUCCUGGUCUGUCACGGUCUGCUUCUGGUAGGAACCAACCUGGGGGUGACUGUGGCGCUCUCUGUCCCCAGACUGCAGGGGAUCCCUAAGGUCACAGGUCGAGGUAUGGUGUCUUUGCACGCUCACAACGGACCAGUUAAAUUCCUUACCAUGGCUGCUGCUGUGUGCAACCAGCCCUCUGGCCUGCCAUCGACCACCCCUCCCACCUCAAUCCAUCCAGUAGAGACAGAGGAUCCGGAGAACACCAAGCCUCCCUCAGAUUCAGUCUGGACUCCCCCUCAGGGGCCGGGUGUGUGUUUGGGAAAGGUGGGCUGCACCACCAUGGCUCUCCAAGACACUCUGUCCUCCUCAUCCUGCAGCUCCCUAGCUCCAUCCCAGGGCUCCUUGGAGCACGGGCCUGAGGAUAGGGCCCUUUAUGACAUGCUUCAUGACCCAGCCCACCAACAGAAGGGCCCCCGCUCAAGCAAGGUGGAUGUCAGCUCCCUCCUGGUGGUGUCUGGAGGUUUGGGCCACCGCAGAGUGAACAAAAAGACCAAACAAUCCCGACAUGAGGACAACACCUCCACUAUCAUGAUCUGGCAGAUCCCUUUAUUCAAAAUGUGACACAAACACCACAUUGGUAUGUUGGAAAUAACAUUAUCAGUUUGCAAGUAGAAAAUGUAAUUCCAUUUAUGUAUACUGACUUUAAGAGUAUUCUCUCUCUUUUCAGCUUAAAAAGGCAGAGAGGAACAACUAAACAUCUUAUUUAAACCAGAACUGUAUCAUGCAUUCCACAAAAUGUCCACAUUGUUCCUGAUAAUGUUUCAUAUCAUAAAAAACCAAGGAUGAAUAAAACACUUAGUCAUGAUGCUCAAUGGUGCAAACAACACCCUGCAGACAUGUCAAUGUACUUUAUAUACUGUACUUGUUAGGGAUGUACUUGUUUGAAAAAACUGAACUGUCUUUCAUUUCACCUUCCCAUGAAGUUGUUCUGUAACAUGGCUAAUACAUUUCAUUGCUCUCCGGUGUCUGUGCCAAGCAGGUGACUAUAGGACUGCAGUAUUUAAAUCAGUGUUGAAAAGAGAUGACUUUGUUCAGUAAGGUAACAAUGGAGCUUUGAAACUGUUACGUAAAAGUUUUUUUUGUAAGAGUAGGAUUAGGUUUUGGCCUGACUUUACAUCAUAUGUCAAGGCCAGAUUUGUAAAUAUGAAGUGUGACAACUCAGAAAUGAAUGUGUAGGAGUUCUAAUAUCACAGAACGUGUUGACUUGGAAUCAAAUUUACCUUUGGAGCAGCUUGUGUGGCGCUCCAACUCUUCUGUUAACAGAGAAGAAGGGGGUGGGGGAUAAAAGGUGGAAUAUCAGUGACUGAUUUAGUUUGUCAAGGCUUGAUGAGAAUGCCUGGCUGGCCAGGUUUCUAUUCAUAAAGGGAUAAAAGAGUUGGUAUCACCAAGAGAGACUGUUUUCCUUAAUGCAAUUGUUUCUCAUAUAUUUAAAAAAGAUAAAAAGCUUUAUACUUUGUCACAAUUUGUAUGUACUUCUAUCAUGUAUAUUAAUAAAUCCAUAAACCUUGUUUUAUUGAGCAAACUUGUGUAUUUCAUGUCAAGUUGUUGUUUGUAGUUCUGUGAGCUUUUGUGAGCAUUUUAAUCAGAAUGUGAAUCUGAUGACUCUGUAAGGGAAACAGAUGUCAACUUUGUGGAAGCUUUUCUGCAGUUUUGCCAAGUUUCCGGCCAAAGAGCAUAAUAGAGAGGAGCUGAUAUUUUGGUAACACUAAUAGAUUGUCAUACAAUAGGCAAGACAAUCGGCAGCCUUGAACCUUGUAUUUCUUCCUCACUCUGACUAUGUGCAGCCAUCGGUGCAUGCAGGGAUGAGCAAUGUGCCUGAGGGCCCACAGGAACCGAAACUGAUGCAGCUCUUCCGGGAUUUUGCUGCUCAUUUCUCUUUACUGCUGAACAGAGAGGGUCAAGACAUUUUCUAUUACUUGACGCCCACGUGCACUGUUGCACAAUCGCAGUUCACUAUAUUGUCAGAUUUAACAAAAAUAGAGGAUUUUGGGUUGGAGUUGUUCCCAUGCUGCAACCCAUGGCACCCUAGGAUGAUCCUAAAUAUUAUCUGCUUUCUUGGUGGUGUCUAAUAUACUGAUUUGAACCUAAGAUAAUAUUUGACUCCUGUAAGUGAAUAUUGGCUUGUAUUUCUUAACUAGAAGUAGAACAAGGAAACACCUCAGUCUCACAGUAUGAACCACAUGACCUAAUUAUCUGUGUGUCUGGCUGGGUGUUGCCAUUGCUUGCAUAUCUGCAACUGGAAGUCCUUUGUUUUCCUUGUGAACCUUGAGGUUUCCACCUCAUUUUA
Monopterus albus (swamp eel) is the source of this 6310-nucleotide messenger RNA. RefSeq names its product Rho guanine nucleotide exchange factor (GEF) 10 (gene arhgef10). The record is from RefSeq and is a predicted model, not a curated record. Gene Ontology annotation, cellular component: centrosome. The coding region runs from base 259 to 4584 and encodes 1441 amino acids. Gene Ontology annotation, biological process: positive regulation of stress fiber assembly; actin cytoskeleton organization; mitotic spindle assembly. The transcript is spliced from 29 exons. Gene Ontology annotation, molecular function: protein binding; guanyl-nucleotide exchange factor activity. Lineage: Eukaryota; Metazoa; Chordata; Actinopteri; Synbranchiformes; Synbranchidae.